Pestalotiopsis fici W106-1 is the source of this 1071-nucleotide messenger RNA. RefSeq lists its product as uncharacterized. The record is from RefSeq and is a predicted model, not a curated record. The coding region runs from base 1 to 1071 and encodes 356 amino acids. The transcript is spliced from 2 exons. NCBI's taxonomy places the organism in Eukaryota, Fungi, Ascomycota, Sordariomycetes, Amphisphaeriales, Sporocadaceae.
AUGGCAACGUACGGGGUGCACAGAGGGAGCAUUUCCUACAAAAAGCUUGAUACCUCAAAGCAAGAGUUCCGACUAUUGGAGAUUCGGCCUGCCGCCUCCGUCGAGGACCGCAUCGAGGCGCGGCUGGUGACUGUACGCCUGAAAGACGAACCCGAGUUCAUCGCGCUGUCCUCGCUGUAUGGCUCGCCCUCCGAGUCGGAAAAUGUCAUUGUCAACGGCCGCCCAAUCACCAUCACGCUCCAUUUGGCUCAGGCGCUGCGGCAUAUCCGCACCGUCUUGUUCCCCGGCUCCGCCCGCAACGGGGACGAACGGCUCCCCCCCAAGCGGCAGCAGCGAAGACCGCCGUUUUGGUUGCGGCAGUUGAUGAAGGGUGUCAGCUCGAUCCUGCCUAAUCCCGAGGCCGAGAAAGAUGUCCCGCUACGCGUAUGGUUGGACGUGAUUUGCGUCAACCAGUACGAUGAGGUUGAGAGGUCACGACAGGUCCAGGAUAUGCGCCAGAUAUAUACCGCAGCACAGAUGACCGUCGGCUGGCUGGGCAUGAAAACGGAGCACACGGAGGCCGGAUUGGAGAUCCUCAUCGAUAUCGACAGGUGUAUGCCUCCGCGAUGGGGCGACCCCGGAGACCGCGAGGAGCAUCCAGAGAACUACUCCCCAAAGCAUGCUUGGUUCCAGAAAGUCGAUUACAUUUGGAAGGAUGUGGAAGCCAACACGGAAUCGCAACUACCGUCUUGCUGGCAAGGCUCCAACGAUCUCAUGAAUCGUCCUUAUUUCGCACGACGAUGGAUCCUCGAGGAGAUUGCUCGAGCGCGGUACCCGGCUUUCCUGGUUGGCGAUACUAUCCUGUCCUGGAGAACCAUCCUCCGGCUACACCGAAUGCUGGAGGAAGUCAAGUAUGCUGAUUCAGAGAACUUCCCGAAGAAACACCAACACUUGGUCCCCACGCUGCCCAUCGAGGCAGUGCAAGCCCUUUUAGAUGACUUUGCUAGGAGAAGUGCCAUGGAGGAUACCCAAGCGCUAGACAACUCGACCAGCUCCCAGGAGGGAAAGAGUGCUACGAGUUCCCUCCAUUAA